Messenger RNA from Anopheles marshallii, 384 nucleotides. Its product is annotated as ejaculatory bulb-specific protein 3-like. The record is from RefSeq and is a predicted model, not a curated record. The transcript has a single exon. The coding region runs from base 1 to 384 and encodes 127 amino acids. NCBI's taxonomy places the organism in Eukaryota, Metazoa, Arthropoda, Insecta, Diptera, Culicidae.
AUGAAACUGUUCGUCGCCAUCGCGUUUGCCCUGUUGGCCAUCGUCGCCGCCCAGGAACAGUACACCACCAAAUACGACGGUAUCGAUCUGGAUGAGAUCCUGAAGUCGGACCGCCUGUUCAACAACUACUUCAAGUGCCUGAUGGAUGAGGGCCGCUGCACUCCGGACGGUAACGAGCUGAAGAAGAUCCUGCCGGAAGCGCUGCAGACGAACUGUGCCAAGUGUAGCGAGAAGCAGCGUAGCGGCGCGAUCAAGGUGAUCAACUACGUGAUUGAGAACCGCAAGGAGCAGUGGGAGGCACUGCAGAAGAAGUACGAUCCCGAGAACCUGUACAUUGAGAAGUACCGCGAUGAGGCCGAGAAGGAGGGCAUCAAGCUGGAAUAA